CCCGCUAGAAGGCGUAGCGCCUCUCCUAGCCUCCUGUAUCCCGACUUGCCUUGCUUUCUGGGACACGUCCCUGGGCGUCCAGAGGGGCACGCUAGCCGCUCGCACUCUAUGGCGACUGGAAGGUGUCAUGGUGGCCGUUGAGGUGGCAUCCCCACCUGGAGGCCCUACAGCUGACUGAAGAGACCGAACGGGAGGGUGUAGGGCGCUAUGGCGGGCCUCUUACUUUAAGAACUGGCUUCCCUUCUCUGGGUUACUCACCUGAAGGGCGAACCCGGGUUGGGAAGUGGUGGGGAGGAGAGCCGGUGACUGCUGCUGCUGUUGCUGCUGCUCCCUUGUUUAUCCUCCCUGAGGGUUGGUGGGCCCUGCUCAGCGACAGCUGGGAUGGCGUCGUGGUUGGGGGGCCUGGGGGCGGGGCUUGGCCAGUCCCUGGUGGGCCAGGUGGGAGGCAGCCUGUCGACCCUGACCGGGCAGAUCUCCAGCUUCACCAAGGAUAUGCUGUUAGAAGGCACGGAGGAGGUGGGAGGUUCUGCAACAGACUUUCCUGUAUCCAGCUCUAGUCUGCGAGACGUAGAAAAUAUUCAUGCAACACUGAGAUCAGAGAAUGAGAGAUUGAAGAAGGCUUAUAAUGAUCUGGAAGAAAAAAACGAAGCAGCGGAACUUCAAAUAAAGCAGCAAUCGAUAGAAUACAGGAAACAGCUACAGCAGAAAGAGGUGGAGAUCAGUCAUCUUAAAGCUAGGCAGAAUGCACUACAGGAACAGCUGCAGAAGGUGCAGUCAGCUGCUCAGUCAGCCCAGUUAGGAGCUGCUGUGUCUCCAUCAACAACUACAUCAACUUCCUUUGUCCCUAUGGUUAGACAUAGUUCUUCUGGUUUUCAUGGAGAUGACAUGGACUUUGGAGAUGUAAUCUGGUCCCAGCAAGAAAUAAACAGACUGUCCAAUGAAGUUUCUAAGCUUGAAUCUGAAGUUGACCAUUGGAAGCAGAUUGCACAGUUUUCCAAACUGGAAGGAGCAAAUAAUACAGAUCAGAAUGAAAUCUGCAAGCUGCAAAACAUUAUCAAGGAGUUAAAACAGAAGUUGAGUCAAGAAAUAGAUGAGCAUCAGCAUGAACUUUCAGUAUUACAGGACACACAUCGCCAGAAAUUAGCAGAAAUAAGCCGACGUCAUAGAGAAGAACUGGGUGAAUAUGAGGAACGAAUAGAAGAACUUGAGGAUCAGUUACAGAAAGCUGUGUCAAAAAAAGAACCACUUAAUAGCUCCUCAGUUGGUGCAGCUGUUGAACUUUCUUCUGAAUGUGACCUACAGAACAUUGUGUCUGAAUCUACUGAAUCACAGUUGAAGGAGUUGCAGGAUAAAGUAAAAAGUUUAAGUCAACAAUUGUCAUCAGCAGAAGAGAAAAAUCUCUUGAAAGAACUUGAAUUGGUAAAAACGGAGAAAAGCCAACUAGCACAGGAAUAUGAAAGGCUAAUAUCUGAUUACAAUAAACUCCAAGCACAUAUUAUUGAAGAACAGACUGAUUUGAAAAUACAGAUGGAAGACCCUAAGUAUGCAGCAGAAUCACUGCAAGCAGAAGUGCUCCGACUACAGCAAGCACUGCUUGAUGCAGAAAAUGAAAUAACAAGACUUAGAAAAUCAGCUCAGGAAGAACUUCAGACAGAAGUGGCAGGUUCACAAACACAGUGUGAAAGUGCUAUGUAUGUAUCCACUGAAGGACAAAACAUAGAGUUAAAACAGUUAAGACAAGACUUGGAAAGGAAACAACGUGAAUUUAAUGAAAGCAAUGCUGAGAAAGAAAUUCUAAUAGCAGAACUAGAAGAACUGGACAAGCAGAACCAAGAAGCUACACAGCAUAUGAUUAUAUUAAAAGAGCAGCUAGCCAAACAGAAUGCAGAAACUGCCAAUGUUAUCAACCAGCUAAAAGUGGACAUAGAGUCUGAAAAAAGAAAAACAACUAAGCUAGAAGCAGAGAAGCUUGAAAUGAGCAAGGAGCUGGAAGGCCGGAGAGAAAAAAUGGAUCAGUGUACAUUUGCGAUGAAUGAUUUGCAUAUGACUAAGCAGCACCUAGAAAACAAAAUAAAAGAACUAAAAGAACAGCUAAAAACAUCCCAGCACUGUAUUUCCAAAAAUAACCAGGAAACAGUAGAAUUAAAGAAAAAUCUAACACAAAAAGAAGAAGUCGUUUCUAUACUCCAGAAUGAGUUAACUAAGAUGAAGCAAGAAUCUAACGGUAGUUAUCAAGAUCAAUCAACUAAGGAAAGGGAAGCAGAAAUUUCAAAGCUGAAUGAGCAAAUUUUAGAAAAUAAACUAAUAAAUACAGACUUGGAGAAAUCUCUUCUGAAUUUUCAGAUAGAAAAGGAAAAGCUUCAUACUGCAUGUGAAGAACUGAAAUGGCAGUUGCAAGAAGCUAGUAGUGAGAAGAGUAAGAUUGCUUUUGAAAAAGAUACCAUGCUGGAAGCUUUGAAACUAGAAAAGGGGCGACUAGAAAAUGAGCUAAGCCAGACUGAAAGCCGAAUGUUGGAACAGACUCAUAAAUAUGAACAAACCAUUGAGGAGCUAUCUAAUGCACGUAACAUGAAUACCACCAUGUUACAGUUUGAACACGAACGCUUAGUUAAACUCAACCAAGAGGGAGACUUUGAGAUAGCAGAACUAAAGAGGAGUGUUGAACAGAUGGAAGCUGACCAUGAAGAAACUAAAGAGAUGUUAACAACUAGCUUAGCAGGGCAAAGACAACUCACAGAGCUCAUAAAAGAAAAAGAGGUGUUUGUUGAAAAAUUUAAGGCCAGGGCUUCUGAACUGGAGCAGCAGUAUGAAGAUUAUAUUAAGGACUCCAAAAGAUUUGAAAAUUUAAAACAAAGUUUAGAAGAGAAAGAGAAAAGCCUUUCAGCCAUGAAAGAAGAGAACAAUCAUUUGAAAGAAGAAAUUGAACGACUGAAAGACCAACAGAGUAGAUCGCCCCCUUUAGCUGAACCCAAAACCCUAGAUAUUAUCACUGAACUUGAAGCAGAAGUAACACAAUUAACUGUACUUAAAAAUAAUCUUGAAGAAGAGGUGACACGGAUGCUUGAGGAUCAGAACCAGAAAAUGGCCCAACUUCAGCAAUCCCUGCAGAAAUAUAAAAAGGAGAAUGAGCAAAUAACCAUCACACACAAACAGGUGUGCUUGGAAAAGGAUGAGGAAAUCAAAAGCUUACAGAGAACGAUAGAACAAAUUAAAAACCAGUUGCACAAUCAGAGAACAGUCAUUCAGCCAGACCCUUCCAAUCUCUUUCAAGAAACCAAAGUCCAGACACUUAAUGGUGAAAAUGGAAAUGAGAAGCAUGACUUAUCUAAAGCUGAAAUCGAAAGGCUGGUAAAAGGCAUAAAGGAGAGAGAAAUGGAGAUCAAGCUUCUAAAUGAAAAGAAUGUCUUGCUGAGUAGGCAAAUUGAUCAGUUAUCCAAAGAUGAAGUUGGCAAACUCACACAAAUUAUCCAAGAGAAAAACUUAGAGAUACAAGCUCUUAAUGCAAGGGUUACACCUCCAUCUUAUGGGCAGGAUGUUCUUUACCUUCAGCAGCAAUUACAAACCUAUGCCAUGGAAAGGGAGCAAGUGCUGGCAGUUCUUAGUGAAAAGACUAGGGAGAAUAGUCAGUUAAGAACAGACUGUCACAAGAUGAUGGAUGUCGUAGCAGCUAAGGAAGCAGCUCUGAAGAAGCUGCAGGAAGAAAACCAAAAACUAGCCAAUGAAUUUGAAAACAGCAGCCAAGAUAUGUCACGAGAAACUAUUAAGAACUUGUCCCGGAUCAUUCGAGAGAAAGAUAUUGAGAUUGAUGCUUUAAGUCAAAAAUGCCAAACUUUAUUAACUGUCCUCCAAACAUCCAACGUGGGUGCAGGUAGUGAGUUAGGAGGGAUUAAUAGCAAUCAGUUUGAGGAGCUUUUACAGGAACGUGAUAAACUGAAACAGCAAGUAAAAAAAAUGGAAGAGUGGAAGAAACAGGUAAUGACAACUGUCCAGAAUAUGCAACACGAGUCUGCUCAUCUCCAAGAGGAACUACAAAGGCUUCAGGCACAGAUUUCAGCUGAUAGUGAGAACAAUUGUCAGUUACAGAUAGAGUAUAAUGGCUUGAUUCAAGGCUAUGAACAGAAUGAGAGAAAGUUGAAAACAUUUAGCCAGGAAUUAGCACAAGUUCAGCACAGCAUAGGAGAGCUUAAUAAUACUAGGGAUCUUAUUCUGGGCAAGCUUGAUACGGUAACACCCCCUCUACCAGUCAUCUCUACCACAGGUGGACAACCAUUAGAGAUUCCCUGCAGUGCUGCUUCUCCAGUGUUUACUAGUGAGUCCAAACCACUGAAUGAGGAACUGGAGCACAUGAAGAAAACAUUGGAGGAAAAAGAAUCAGUGAUCCGAAUUCUGCAGGAAAACAAUCAGAGGCUGUCUGAUUCUAUGGCUGCAUCGUCAGAGAUGGAAAGAAAGGGUCAAGAGGAGUCUGACUUGGAGAUAAAGCACUUGAAGGAGAAGUGUGGUAUCUUGCAGAAGUCACUCAGGGAAAAAGACCUGCUAAUAAAAUCAAAAAGUGAUCAGUUAUUUUCUCUAAAUGAAAAUCUUAGUAAUAAAGAGAAUGCAAAUGAGCUACUGAAGCAAGGUGUAACUAACCUCAAGGAGAGAAAUCUGAUUUUAGAAAUGGAUAUCCAUAAGUUGAAACAAGAGAAUGACAGGAUAGUAGUAAAAUGCCAGGAAAAAGAAACGGAGUUCAGAGCGCUACAAGAGACUAACCUGCAGUUUUCAAUGAUGUUGAAGGAGAAGGAAUUUGAGUCUCAUUCCAUGAAGGAGAAGGCUCUUACGUUUGAAAAACUGUUGAAAGAGAGAGAACAGGGAAAGGCAGGGGAGCUGAACCAGCUGUUAAAUGAAGCCAAGUCAAUGCAGGAGAAGGCUGUUGCUUUUCAGCAAGAGAGAGAUCAAGUCAUGUUAGCACUCAAGCAGAAACAAAUGGAGAGCAGUGGCCUACAAAAUGAGGUGCAGCAUUUACGUGAUAAGGAGCAGCGUCUAAAUCAAGAACUAGAGAGAUUACGCAAUCACCUUUUAGAGAGGGAAGAUACUUCCACACGUGAAGCUAUAGCUGCUGAGGAUCGGGAAUCUAAGCUUAAAAAGAAAGUCCAGGUUUUGGAGGAAAAGCUGUUGUCUUCAUCAACUGCAGUAGAAAAUGCCAGCCACCAGGCUAGUAUGCAGGUGGAAUCCUUGCAAGAACAAUUGAACCUUGUUACCAGGCAGAGAGAUGAAACUGUCCUUCAGCUAACAAUUUCGCAAGACCAAGUGAAACAAUAUGCUGUGUCCCUGGCCAAUCUGCAGAUGGUGCUAGAGCAGUUCCAACAAGAAGAGAAAGCUAUGUAUUCAGCCGAGCUACAAAAGCACCAAAGGCAGACUGCAGAAUGGAGAAAAAAUGCAGAGCAACUAGAAGAUAAAGUGGUUUCGUUGCAGGAAAACUUAGAGGAAGCAAAUGCAGCAUUAGAUUCUGCAUCAAGGCUAGCAGAACAGCUGGAUCUCAAAGAGGAGCAAAUUGAAGAGCUUAAAAAGCAAGGUGAAAUCAAACAAGAAAUGUUAGAGGAUGCACAGAAUAAGCUAAUGAAUCUCAUAAACAGCACAGAAGGAAAAGUGGACAAAGUCUUGAUGAGAAAUCUCUUCAUUGGACAUUUCCAUACUCCAAAGAAUAAGCGUCACGAAGUACUAAGGCUGAUGGGAAGUAUCCUGGGAAUAAAAAAGGAUGAACUAGAACAGUUACUGUCAGAAGAUCAAAAAGGUGUUACCCGAUGGGUGACUGGAUGGUUUGGUGGAGGAGGUGCUGGAUCGAAGAGUGUCCCCAAUACACCUCUGAGACCAACCCAUCAAUCAAUUUUCAACAGUUCUUUCUCAGAGCUCUUUGUGAAGUUCCUUGAAACUGAAUCACGUCCAGUUCUUCCCCCACCAAAACUCUUUGUUCAUGACAUGAGACCUUUAGAAGCAACAGGAAUUGGCAAAGCAGAUGCUAGUCCCUCCAGCAACGUGGCAGGCUCAGGAACCAGUAGAAGACCAGAUGCAAAUCCAUUCCUUGCACCCCGAUCAGCAGCAGUCCCUCUCAUCACCCCAGCUAAUCUUGGAACUGGUGGAUCCGGGCAUCUGCUUAUGAAACCCAUUUCUGACGCUUUGCCCACUUUCACACCAUUGCCAGUAGCUUCUGAUGCUAGUGCUGGUGCAGUACUAAAAGACCUGUUAAAGCAAUAGAGAAUUCAGAGUCUGAUGAUGACAGUGAUAGAAGCACUUUAAGGAAAAAGAAAAAAACUGCAUUUAUAUAAUAUACCAUGAAGAGGCCUUUUGUAAAAUGUUAUAUGUUCAUUUUCAAUUGUUCUUAAGUUGUGGAGUGUGUGUGUGUGUGUGUCUCCUCCCCACCUUAAAAAGUCAAUUUUGUAACUAAUUCAGUGCUUUUUUGGAUAUUGUAACCAUUGCAAGAAAAAUAGCCCUUGCUAUAUUACUUUGCAGAGUUAACUUUCAAAUGAAAAGUUGAUCUACAAGCAAACCAACAGAUUAACAUGGGUGAUUUAACAGAUCCGUUCAAGGCCUUCAAGCCAUGUACCAUCCCUUUUAACCUACCUGUGUCAGUUUGACUGACCAUGUGCGCAGUUUCUGACUUUGACAAAUGAGUACAGGUAGGGUGUUAUUUUCAGUGUCUAUAUAAAAGGGGCAUAACUUCUCCAAAAAGGGCUGUAUGUACACAUUAGGAAUCCAGUGCAAUGUCAGGGAACAACAGCAAUCUCUUUAGGAAUUCUAGCCCAUGCUUUAUGGAGCCUGGAAUGAUGGGGAAACAAAUACAAGCUGCCAUUUGCUUAAGGGGAGCCUGGGGACUAUAUGUUCCCAGUCCUUGCAGUAGAUGUUCAGAUUCUGAUUCAUUCCUGGCACUUCAAUCUGCAAACGUCUUCCUUCAUUUAGUGGGACAAACAAUUUUGAAUUAUCCAAUGUUGUAUUGAUCUCCUAUGCUUUUAUGUGGUCAGGUAUCCUCUCUGAUUUGAAGUGAGCCAGAAUGGUUUAUACUACAACAUGAUGUUCUGACAGGAUAAAAUACAAGUAGGAGGCUCCAAAGGGAAUGGCAUCAGCUGACCAAGUCUAUUUUCUGGGUAUGCUGGAGGCAACAGAAUCACAGCAAGGUUGUCUCUGGGUGACCAAGAAAUCAUCUGCAUAGUCUAAAACCAAUUUAUUUUAAUAGGGAGGACAAGCUGGGAAGUGCUGUUUGUGCUCAUGCACACACACCACUCCAGUAUUUUGUAAUACCUGGUGUCUGUGAAAGAAUAUGCUUUUGUUAUAAUUCUGUUAGAACUCUUUCAUUGAAGAUUUUUAUUUUGUGUGCAAUAAUAUCUAUACCCUAUACAUUUUAUUAAUGAGUGACAGCGCAGUAGGAGUUUCCUAACUCCAAUAGCUCCUUGGAACAAUGAACAUUAAAACCUACCAGCACUAAGGAGCUCAUAGACCUCCUUUGUUUGGCAUAACCACAUUUAGUGACUGGCCAAUAGUAAGCAACCUGAUAUCCCAUGUGUAUAUUUAUAGUGUAAAGUAUGGUUGAAGUAUACAGUACUUUAAUGGUUCAAGAUGUAUAUGUAAGAAAUACUUGCUUUAUGCAUAUAGAUUUGAUUGAAGAUUUCAAGUAUGAACAUAUAUAUAAAGCCUAAAAUGAAGAAAGAUGCUUAUUCCAAAUACUGUAUGUGUAAAUAGGCCUACAUAAGAACAAGUAGAAUUCUGUAAAUUUUACUACAUAGACUUGUACAAUUUGUUUUAAGUGUCAAAGUAAUGACACAAGUACUGAAAGGAGUUCUUGCCGCCUUCAAAAAAUAGUUUGAGACACAGCAUCUCUUUAAAGUGUCCUUUUUUCUAUAAAACUGGAGUUUUCUGCCAUUGUUAAUGUACUUAGUAUUGAAAGGUAUUUUGUGUAAGUUCUAUAUUAGAACUUGCAGCCUUUUCUCCUGUGUUCCUUGGUUACUGCCCUGCAGUUUGAACUGAAAUAUAUUUAAGUAUAAAGUGAAUCAUGGAAAUAUAGUUGCCAAGAAGCUGCCAAAUCAAUGAAUUCAAAAAGCCUUUUGUUUCUAUUUAUUGAUAAAAUUCUAAAUCCAUAUAAAUUGAUAUCUGGCAAGAGUUUAUAUUCAUAAUGGUUACAUUUUGAUUUUUCAUACUCCCAACAACAUUCUUCAUUGACUCUUACUCUAAAUAAGUAGAUAAACCUAGGUUAUGGUCUGUUUCUAAAGCAUUAAUUCCCAGUAUGAAUUGUUAAACAAAUUCUUUAAAAACAAUCCUGAUUUCUGAAAGUUCAGUGGGCAUUUUUUGCACCAUAAUAUGCAUGGUAUACAAUAGCUUUUAAUCUAAAAACUUCCAAAUGGUUUCUUCACACAUUUAAAUGCUGGGUUUAUAGACCACUUAAAACAAUUGUGUUCCUUGAAAAAUCAUCUUUAUAGAAUGGCUAUAAUUUUUCCAAUGGACUAUAAAGAAAACUUGAAA
Molecule: messenger RNA, 8487 nt
Organism: Rhineura floridana
Lineage: Eukaryota; Metazoa; Chordata; Lepidosauria; Squamata; Rhineuridae
Gene: TRIP11
Product: thyroid hormone receptor interactor 11
Exons: 21
Coding region: 382-6231 (1949 amino acids)
Biological process (GO): Golgi organization; endoplasmic reticulum to Golgi vesicle-mediated transport
Cellular component (GO): Golgi apparatus
Molecular function (GO): small GTPase binding
Source: RefSeq, a predicted model, not a curated record